AUGGCUGCUCCCAAUGAGGUUGUUGUCUCUUCUGAUGAAUCUUCUCUCGUGAAUGUCAACAUGUCAAAUGUGACUAAACUCACCGCAACAAAAUUUUUAAUGUGGAGUCGUCAGAUCCACGCUCUCCUUGAUGGCUAUGAUGUUGCUGGCUAUCUUGAUGGUUCCAUUUUGCCUCUCGAUGCUACUCUAACCACCGCUGAUACCUACGCCAAGCCUAGUCGUACUCACAUCAAGCAGAUCCGUGAUCAACUUACUCACUGGAAGAAGGGCUCCAAAUCCAUUGAAGACUAUGUCCAAGGAUUUACAAUCCGUUUUGAUCAGCUUGCGUUGCUUGAAAGUCCGAUUGCCCAUGAAGACCAGAUCGACUACAUACUUGGUGGUCUCCCCGAAGAUUAUAAACGUGUCAUCAAUCAAAUCGAAGGACGUGACACCACUCCAACGAUCACAGAGGUGAAUGAAAAACUCAUCAAUGAGGAGCUCAAACUUCAAUCUAUGGUUCACUCUUCCUCGGUUCCAACCACCACAAACACCGUCUCAUACAAACCUUCUGGCAGUCAUCAGCAGCCCCGUCGCAACACUCGUCAUGGUUCGCGUGGACAGCAACAUCACUUCUCGCGUAAUGAUUCUCGUGGUAUGGGACAUGGUUAUCAAGGGAGAUGUCAACUGUGUGGGGUGUUUGGCCACAGUGCUCGACGGUGCUCACAGCUUCCGUUUGGUGGUGGUUAUCCAGCGUAUUCUGGUGGUUCUCCGCAGCCUCCCAUGCAACCAUGGCAGCCACGUGCGAACGUCGCGAUGGCUCCUCCCUAUAAUCCAGCCAACUGGAUCAUGGACUCCGGUGCAACACAUCAUCUAACCUCCGACCUUGCUAAUCUCUCCAUGCAUCAGCCUUACACCGGUGGUGAGGAGGUCACAAUCGCCGACGGUUCUGGUCUUCCCAUCUCCCAAACUGGUUCAGCAUUACUUCCUACUCCAUCUCGCUCACUAAAACUUAUUGAUGUUUUAUAUGUGCCGAAUGUCUGUAAGAAUCUCAUUUCGGUAUAUCGGUUGUCUAAUGCUAACAAUGUCUCGGUGCACUUUUAUCCUGCUUAUUUUCAUGUGAAGGAUCUCAAAACGGGGGCCCAGUUACUCCAAGGCAGAACUAAGAAUGAGCUAUAUGAGUGGCCGGUCAUCAAUAAUGUCAUCACCAGCUUCACCACUUCACCGCAACCACGCACUGAUCUCUCCUCUUGGCAUUACCGGUUUGGCCAUCCUUCUUUACCAGUUUUAAAAAUUAUUGUCUCUGAGUUUUCUUUACCUUUUUCCUCAAAAACACAACAACAGUUUUCUUGUUCAGACUGUUUCAUCAAUAAAAGUCAUAAAUUGCCUUUUCACUCAAACACAAUUACCUCUACUCGCUCUCUUGAGUAUAUCUAUUCAGAUGUUUGGACAUCUCCCCUUCUUUCCACCGAAAAUUUCAAAUAUUAUCUUGUGAUGGUUGAUCAUUUUAUCCGCUAA
Camelina sativa (false flax) is the source of this 1494-nucleotide messenger RNA. Lineage: Eukaryota; Viridiplantae; Streptophyta; Magnoliopsida; Brassicales; Brassicaceae. The record is from RefSeq and is a predicted model, not a curated record.